AUGGAUCUUUAUUUAAUUUCUGAUAUAAAGGAUGAUACAUCAAACAUUGAGAAAUUUAUAAAAAUGUAUACAUUAUCAAAUAUAGACAAUAGAAUAAUACAAGAUAAUAAUGUGGCUAACAACCUUGUAAGUAAUCUAGGAUGUAUUUUGUGUAAAAGUACAGAAAAUACAAGAAUCUUAAUAUGCACCCAAAAUAAAAUACAAGAAGAUGUUUAUUUUAAACUUUUAAACGCCGCUUUUACAGCAAAAAGGUUUAACAUUCGUAUCGAUUGUUUAAGCAUCGUUAAUAAUCCUAUUCUAAGACAAUGUGCUAUUAUAACAAAAGGAUUGUAUAUUAAAAAUACACUUAAAGGUUUAAUAAGUUUAUUAAGUAAUAAACAAAGCUUAAAUGUAAUGUCUUUUAAUGUAAAAUGUAUAUGUCAUAAACAAGAUGUUUUAGUAGGUCUUACUUGUCCUGUAUGUUUGGGUGUAUAUUGUAGAUUUGUACCGGUCUGUAAAAGAUGUAAAACAAAAUUCAAUUUUAUUAAACUUUAA
Molecule: messenger RNA, 534 nt
Organism: Vairimorpha ceranae
Lineage: Eukaryota; Fungi; Microsporidia; Nosematidae
Product: general transcription factor iih subunit 3
Exons: 1
Coding region: 1-534 (177 amino acids)
Biological process (GO): regulation of DNA-templated transcription; nucleotide-excision repair
Cellular component (GO): transcription factor TFIIH core complex; transcription factor TFIIH holo complex
Source: RefSeq, a predicted model, not a curated record